UCUUAUCAAGUGGGAAGUAACAGCUACCGUGACGUCAGGGAGGGCGGAGAUCUGUGGAACCGGAAGCAGACGCUUGUUCGUGUUAGGGAAAAAAAAGGAACGUCAUCCGGCAGCCAAAGAGAAGCGAGGAGAAAAGCAGUGUGCGUUUAGCUACAUAGCAGCUCAGACUUAUACCAAAAUGGCAGCUGACACGUCUGUGGAUAUGUAUGCAAAAGUCAUGGAGAAUCAGCUUCUUCAGACAGCCAAAAUAAUGGAAGAGCAGUUAGAUGCUGAACUAGAGAAACUCGACAAAACAGAUGAAGAUGAAAUGGAGCUUCUAAAAGAAAGAAGACUUGAAGCCUUGAAGAAGGCACAGAAACAAAAACAAGAAUGGCUAUCUAAAGGACAUGGGGAAUAUCGAGAGAUACCCAGUGAAAGAGAAUUCUUCCAGGAAGUGAAAGAGAGUAAAAAUGUUGUCUGCCAUUUCUACAAAGAUUCCACCUUCAGAUGUAAAAUUCUGGACAAACAUUUGCCAAUGCUUGCGAAAAAGCACGUCGAGACCAAGUUUCUAAAGCUGAAUGUGGAGAAAGCGCCCUUCCUGUGUGAAAGACUGCACAUAAAAGUCAUUCCUACACUGGCACUGGUAAAAGAUGGCAAGACUAAAGAUUACAUUGUUGGCUUCACAGAUCUGGGAAACACUGAUGAAUUUACCACAGAGACAUUAGAGUGGAGACUUGGUUGUGCUGGUAUUAUAAACUACAGUGGGAAUCUAAUGGAGCCACCGUUUCAAAACCAGAAGAAAUAUGGCACACAUUUUACAAAGCUGGAAAAGAAAACUAUAAGAGGAAAAAAGUAUGAUUCAGAUUCUGAUGAUGAUUAGAUGUGUGGAUAGCUGUUUAAGCACUUAUUUGUACUUGGGAGUCUUGGGUACCUCUUAGGCCUGGAUUACAUGGGUGAACAAUCCCAUAUGAAUCAAGUUGCACUUACUCUUCUCCACUAGGCAUCAUUAUUCCGUUUUUAACAGCUGCGCCUGUUGCCCUUAUUUUCUUAGAGCUAGAAAUCCGCACAGGAAAAGAGGACGCUAACUUCCACCUCCUAGGUUUCUAAUGUAUGCCAGAAUUUGCUGUAGAAAAUAAUCUUAUCUGCCUGUGUGAUCAAUCACAUGCUGUUAUUUAUAUGUAAACCAGGCCUAACAAGUGCAGUCUUAUAGAAAAAAAAGUCAUAGGGAUCAGGUGGUUAUGUUAAAUGUACACUUUAGUAAAAGUGUUCACUAAUAAUUUUCUUUGUAUAAAAUGGCUUAGCUAAAUAUAUUUAUAGGCUGAGAACAUGUAUCUUUGAGUAGUUUAGUCAGUUCAUUUCAACUACAAUCAUCUUUUACAUCUUAGCCUUUUGUAAAGAAUAAAACAUUUUAUACAAGUAUCUCUGAUAUUUGUGUGACACAGCAACUGAAAUAGAAAGAAUUUUGAAGAUAGUGAUUUUUUUUUUUUUUUGUUCAUGUUCAAAAAAUAUUUUUGAAAUCAUUACAUGAGCAACUUGUGCCAGACUUUAGUAGGUAACUGUGCAGCUGUCAAAACAACCAUUGUAACAAAAUUGAUGAACUGGGGGGGGGGAAGAAGCAAAGUAAAAAUACUCUUUUUUUGAAGGCAAUUGUAUUACAAUUCAAUGAGCCUUAUUUAAAACAGUUACUCUUUUUUAUUUGUAGCAAUAUCGGUUUUCAUAUUAAUAUAUUUUGCUGUCUGAACAGAUCUGAAAUAAACUUUAAAACUCUU
Molecule: messenger RNA, 1748 nt
Organism: Xenopus laevis (African clawed frog)
Lineage: Eukaryota; Metazoa; Chordata; Amphibia; Anura; Pipidae
Gene: txndc9.L
Product: thioredoxin domain containing 9 L homeolog
Exons: 5
Coding region: 179-859 (226 amino acids)
Biological process (GO): cell redox homeostasis
Cellular component (GO): midbody; cytoplasm; centrosome
Source: RefSeq, a predicted model, not a curated record